CUUAUCAAUUAGGCCCUGGUCCUGGAUAAUCAUCUAAACAACGGCCCCUCUGUAUAAAUACGUCCACCUUGUCCUUCAACAGCCCUCUUUACUCCAUCCCACUUCACUCUACUCUUCCCAGCUGAAAACGCAUACCCAACCCCAACUCUACUCUCGCAAACGAAACGCAGCAGCACACCAUGUCCGUCCGCCCAGAGAACACCUUUGCUCACACUACCCUCGAUGCCCUUGUCAAGAUUGACGAGCAGAUUGCGCAUCUCAAGGACAACGCAUACACCAAGGCUGCCAGCCCUGAGCGCUUCAACACCGCCAAAGCUGGUCUUGAGGCCAAGGGCUUCAAGGUCACCGUUGCCGAGAACAAGGACGAUGCUUUUGAGAAGCUGAAGACCCUCAUCCCCGCUGGCGUAUCUUUGAACGUUGCUCACAGCACCACCCUCGAGGAGCUUGGAUUCAUCAACUACCUCAUGGGCGAGACCCCCUACGACAACGUCCGCACAAAGAUCCUCGCAGAGACGGACCCCGCCAAGCAGGCAGAGCUCCGUCGCGUCCUCGGCACCACCGUCGACUACUUCCUGACCUCGAUGUGCGCCAUUACUGAGGACGGUAUCAUGGCCCACGGCGAUUUCUCCGGCUCGAAGGUCGGCGGUGUCGCCUUUGGAGCUAAGAACGUUAUCGUCGUCGUUGGAUCUAACAAGAUCGUCAAGGAUGAAGCCGAGGCUCAGAAGAGAAUCGAUGAGCUCUGCAUUCCCUUUGCUAGCGCCUUUUCCAGAGAGGUCUUCAAGGCCCCUGGCACUGUGAUGAGCAACUACCAGGUCAUCCGCCAGGCUAACCCCUUCAACCCCGAUCGCAUCCAGGUCUUGCUCAUCAACGAGGCUCUUGGUGCUUAAAGGAAAAGACUAGAUACUUGUCUCUCUCCUAUCCACCCUCUAUUUUCCUCCUAAUAUAGCAUCUUUUGUACGCAUUAUAAC
Messenger RNA from Gamsiella multidivaricata, 968 nucleotides. RefSeq lists its product as uncharacterized. NCBI's taxonomy places the organism in Eukaryota, Fungi, Mortierellomycota, Mortierellomycetes, Mortierellales, Mortierellaceae. The record is from RefSeq and is a predicted model, not a curated record. The coding region runs from base 180 to 887 and encodes 235 amino acids. The transcript has 3 exons.